CGGUUUCUCUUCCGCCUCUUCCUCUUCCAGGUAGGGGUGGAGCAGUUUCUACCUGGACUCCGAGUACACGACAGUCGAGUGAUCUAAGGAUUAAAUAAUGGCGUUAUAGCCGGAGUCUGAAGAGCGUUCAUCGACUUCACAGUAUGAGCCAUCAGCCCCGUUCAAACCGGGGACACCGGGAGAGGAACGGAGACCAUCGACAUUACCGGGACGAUGACAGACGUCCGUCAUCGGACAGGUCUUCAUCUCAACCCCCAUACUACCCCAGAGAAGGAGACCACCCUCCCAAACAUGUGCGGGAGGUCCCCCGAGUGGAGCACCAUGGCUCCAGCUGCACACACAUCUGCUCCAGGAGGGGUAUCGUGCUGAUCUGUGCUGUACUGACCAACGCCCUGGUCCUGAUCUGUGCGGUUGCAGCUCAGAUGGUGACAUCGGGGUUAUCUUCGGCGGCCGGCCUCGGCGGCAUCAGCCUCGACUCCAGCUUCAACCUGCAGGGCACUGAGCUGCAACAGAUACGCAACCUGGACAUGCAGUACAGCCAGAUGAGAGCGCCGGGGAUCUAUGGGGGCAUCCCCUUCAGCCUGACCUUCGGGGUCAUCUCGCUGCUGUUUGUGGUCGCCGGGAACAAACCCCCCCACCUGAUGUCGAAGAAGCUUCUGGUCGGAGCGUUGGUGUUUCAGGCAGUGGGCGCAGUGAUAUACGUGGUGGCUGUCGGUCUCUACCUGCACUUCAUCAUCAGGGUCAACUCCACCGAUGUUUGUAAACAGCGGGAGAGGUUGUACGCACGUAACGGCUACACCUGGAUGAGCUGUGACGUGAGCGGGGCGGAUGCAGCCGUGGCUCUGUUUGGGCUCAUCACAGCCAUCCUGUACACAGCCGGCACAGUGCUCACCAUCCAGACCAUACGACGAGUCAAGAGCUACCUGCAGGAGAGAAAACGCAGAGAGGCAGAGAGACAGCAGGCCCGAGCCCAGCCACAGAGGGCCCCGCUGAGGGCCGAAACCACCUCCGUGUGAGGGGUGGAGGGGCCGCUGAUGAUGAUGGACAUCUGGAGCCUGUAUCACAAAGUGAAGCUGAUGGGUUGACUUUGCUAAACACAAAAGUAGUUGUUAAAAUCAUCCUGCUGUGACCUUUCAGGGGCUAUUAUACCAUGAUAACUACGUCACAGACAGAAACGUUUUUUGCACAAGCCAUGUGUCCACACAGGAAUGAAAACAGAUCUCUAACAGAGGUAUAGUUUACCCUAAUGAGUGAGGAUUACAACUGCCUGUUAUUUUCACUAAGUAUCUCUCAGUCCUCACAGUGCAGAUGCUUUUAGAUUCUUCUUCAUUGCAGCUCAUGAUCAUUAUUAGUGCUUUUUAGACUCAAUGAGAGGAUAACAGAGUAAAAAGUGAUCAAGUGGACGUUCUAGGCUUUCUUUUUUUUUCAGACUGGAUUUUUCCUCUGCUUUGGCAGAUCUAACAACCAUACUUUACUUUUGACUGUGAAUCAAAUUUUACUUGUGUGAUUUUAGUGUUGAUACUUGACCUUAGUAUACGUCGCUCUUUGCUGCCUAACCUAAUUUUCCCUAGUGUAUCACAGUUUUCAUCUCCCAUCACACUGAACACUCACGUCACUGGCUUGUAAACGCUCUCGUGGCUGGAUCAGUAAAUCCAGAGUGAACAGAACAUGAUAAAAAGCUUUGUGAUACCUGUUGUUCGGGAUCAUUUAUGUUAGUCCAGGUAGUGCAGGGAAAAACAGAUUACGUGCUUUGUCAUAAAGGUUGUGUCCUUUGAUUUUGUUUUCAAAUGAACUGUUUAAAUGUUGGAUUAGACAAAUGUUUUUAACUUGUAUGAAUUUUUUUUUUAGUUUUUUUAAUAUCAAAGAUUGACUUUAUGAUGUAAAGUUUUUAAUACUGCACCUCAGCUGUACAGGUUUUAUCUACUCAAAUUAAACGUCCACCUGUG
Molecule: messenger RNA, 1946 nt
Organism: Toxotes jaculatrix (banded archerfish)
Lineage: Eukaryota; Metazoa; Chordata; Actinopteri; Toxotidae
Exons: 4
Coding region: 144-1016 (290 amino acids)
Cellular component (GO): membrane
Source: RefSeq, a predicted model, not a curated record